AUGUCUAGCUCUGGCCCUGCCCUAUCACAGCAAGCACGCCACCCACCCAGUGGGUCUAUAUCCACCACCUCAACAGACACAGGCAAGUUUCAUCUGCAUAAGCAGGAUUAUGAUAACGUAUUCAAAGAAACUGCCGUUCCGACACAAUUGCUCAAGACAUGGGCCUCGACCUUUGCUCAUAAUCUGCAAAUCGCCGACCGUCAUCUGGGCAAUAUCUGCACCUUCAAUGGCAUGCCGUUCCUGUCUACCAGUGGCCAGGAAUGGAUCAAAGCGUGUACGGGGGAAGACCUGCAUCUGGAGCAAUGCCCUAAUGCUGAGCUUCCCCAUUGGCAGCAUUCAUCGACUGACCCGAACGGAUAUGAACUGCCGGAACUGGGGCUGCUGUAUAGGGUGAUCGAGCAGUAUGACCGGUCUGUAUUCCGGCUGUUCUUUCCCAUUCUUGAUCCGGACCUCUUUGAGAGUACUAUUCGGACUGCGUACUAUGGGGAGACAUCGACCGUUUCACCUGGUUUGCAGAGCGCCAAAGCAUGCGUCUUUGCUUUUAUUGCUCUGGCGUCUCUUGUUCUACACGGAACAGAAGGAUUCUCUCUCAAGUUUAGUGCUCGAUAUGUGCGUGCAGCACACCAUUUCAUGCCACAGGCUUUCCAUGAGCCAUUUACCUUGGAUGGGCUACAGGCGAUCCUAUUACUGUGUCUCUGCUCCCAAGGCCUCGCAGCAGACUUUGCCAGCAUCGACCAUCUCCUCUCCGCCGCCUCCCGCUUCAUCUACCAGCUCAAAGGCCAUCUCCCCGCCCACACAGCAUGGGAGAACCCAACCCCCGUCAACUACCACGUCAGACAUCUCUUCUGGAUCGCCUACAUCUGCGAUAAGGGAAUCAGCCUGGCAACCGGUCUCGCGCCCGCCCUCGAAGACGCCCAAUGCGACCUCACCUUCUCCGUCAUCCCCCCAGAAACCAUCGACGACAGCAGAGGCCGCCGCCACGUCUACGGCGACCCGUAUCCGGGGUCGUAUGUGCACACGUACGCGCACCUCGCCCUGAUUCAGUCGCGGAUUCAUCGCAAUCUGUAUACCCCCGCUGCGCUCAAACAGCCAGAUGCUGAUCUGCUGUGGGCCAUCCGAGACUUGGACCAUGCGGUGGAAGAGUGGAAGGACUCGCUGCCUGCUGAUAUCCGCCCGUCGUUUUUGCAGGCUGUAGGGAAUGCGCCGGGGAGUGUCGAUAUGCGGUUCUCGGUUUUCCAUCUGCAAUAUCACCAUUGCAUGGUGAUGAUCCACCAGACGAGUAGUCGAUGUGCGUCGUGGGCGCAGAACCACGAUACACGGACAACAAGCUCAAGUCUGGCUAUCUCGGUCACGGCGAGUCGGUCAUUGCUAGACAGGUUUCUGUACUUCCAGCUCAAGCUGGGCCCUGAAAAUCUCUUAUUCUCCCUCUCAUAUUUCCUCCAAGCCAGCAUCAACCUAUUCAGUAAUAUCCUCUCGAGACCAUUGGAUUCAGGAAAUCAGGAUGAUAUACGGCUGAUUGGCAUGAUUGCCGAACUCAUUUCGAACCAUCAUACAGUCGAUGGGCCGCUGUGCUAUCACGCGAAAAUCAAGUUUGCAGCCAGUGCCAUUUCAGAGCUGAAGCGUCUUGCGCAGUGUGCUGUUGACAAGGCGAACAGAGAAAGCAAUGGUUGA
Messenger RNA from Aspergillus wentii DTO 134E9, 1671 nucleotides. Its product is annotated as fungal specific transcription factor domain-containing protein. Gene Ontology annotation, molecular function: DNA binding; zinc ion binding. Gene Ontology annotation, biological process: DNA-templated transcription. Lineage: Eukaryota; Fungi; Ascomycota; Eurotiomycetes; Eurotiales; Aspergillaceae. The transcript is spliced from 3 exons. The coding region runs from base 1 to 1671 and encodes 556 amino acids. The record is from RefSeq and is a predicted model, not a curated record.